Liolophura sinensis is the source of this 420-nucleotide messenger RNA. RefSeq lists its product as uncharacterized. Bases 40 to 420 code for a protein of 126 amino acids. The transcript has 5 exons. NCBI's taxonomy places the organism in Eukaryota, Metazoa, Mollusca, Polyplacophora, Chitonida, Chitonidae. The record is from RefSeq and is a predicted model, not a curated record.
AGUGUGAACUGAUUCUCGAAACACAGUUUGACUCACUCCAUGUUAUCAAUGUCGUCCAGAAGACUGCUGAUCAUCUGUCUACUGAUUGCCUGCUCCUGGUCAUUGGCUAAUUCAAAACGUCGAAACAGACCGAAAUUCCAGAAAGGUGAAGGAAGAUGUGACAAAGGACAAGUGUGUGGAGCAGGGUGCGUGUGUCGAACGGAAGUGAUCACAAAGACCUCACGCUUCCCAAAAUGCAAUGGUAUCCGUUCAGAGGUUAUAGCCAGAACCGAGGAGUGGAAGAAUGCUACUGUCCGUUCUACAGUAGCCAAUACCACCCUGAGCGACUAUUACACGGACGACACCUGGUUCCUGUACCAGACAAUUGCAGUGUUUAGGGGCCCACCAGUGGGAAGAACGGGUUCCUUACAGAGUUUUUAA